CUCUCCCACCACAAGUGGGCAAACCCAUCGAACAGAUCGUUCCAGACUCAAACUUCCUCAAAGAAACUGAGAACGUCAAAGCAAAUCUUACAGGCUGCCGAAUGGGGUCGCGAUUUAUUAGCGAAGAUGCUUGUUAUAAAUCCUGACAAUCGAUAUUCCGUAGAACAAUCGUUGAACCAUCCCUAUGUGAAAGAUGAAGAAGUGAAUGCGCCCCAGUCUGAAAAUCGCUAUAACGAAGAAAUUGACUGUGCUGACAGGACGCUUACUGAAUGGAAAGAGCUGAUCUACCAAGAGUGA
Messenger RNA from Ostertagia ostertagi, 297 nucleotides. Lineage: Eukaryota; Metazoa; Nematoda; Chromadorea; Rhabditida; Trichostrongylidae. The record is from the annotation of a GenBank genome assembly.